AUGAAAUUCCUUGCCCCCGUUUUCCUUGUUGGCUGCGUCUACACCGCCGGAACAGUCGCGGACGAGUCUGCAGUCGGCGCAGCGACUCCUGUGGAAGACACUGUAAAUGGGGUCAAAACCACUCUGAACUUUGCUGGGAAGUACACCAACAGCUGCUUCUCCGUCCCUAAUUCUCUCUGCUUUGGUGGUACUGAGCAGAUCGUCUCUGGAAACUCAGUGCCGGAAGGUCUAGGAGCAUGGCUGACAUUUGACCACCUAUAUUCCGCUGACCAAAGCGGAAAUGGGAACCACAUGCAUAGAACCCCAAGGGCUGGCCCAGGCCACAACGGUCGCGGUGCCAGUGCUGCCUUUGUUAAGGGUGCCAGCAGCAAAAUCAAGUCCAGCCCGUCUCUAGAGUCCCCAGAUUUCACAGUCUCCUUUUGGAUGUACUUGUUGAGCGACUCAAAUGGCCUUUUCCGCAACAUUGUUUCAAAGGGGAGCGAGAUGUCCCAGACACCUUCCAUCCUCCUCUACCCUGACAGCCGCCGUCUCUCCGUUCGCGUUACAACUGACGAUAGCGGUUCUGAGGGCAUGCCUUCAACGGGAAGUCUCCCACUCAGACGCUGGACUCACGUUGCGGUUACUGCAACUCAGAACAGGCUCAAGCUAUUUCUGAAUUUCCUUCGGGGCAACGUAGUGCCGAACACUGAAGACAUCGUGGUUGGAGCUUCCAUUGAGAACCCCGGCUUCGAGGGUUACAUUGAUGACUUCCGCGUAUACACCAAGGGACUUUCUGACAAUGAAGUAUCAGCCAUGACCAUGCCCGCGUUGACUGGUGUACCAGACUCCGAAUUCGUUUCGCUAGGCUGCGACUCUUGUGGAUAUGACUUCGCAAUGAACUCCAACAUGUGUGGAGAGCCCGCAGCUCACCUUUGCUCACUGCAAGAACUCUACCAGGGUGGUAUUCAUGCGGCACGCAUCAACGGACUACUGAACUCCAAAACGGAGAUGUGGCACAGCGACAUGACCGCCGGCGAAAUGGGAAACAAUGAAAGCCGCAUGGCAUUAUGCUGUGCUGCAUCCCGCGGGUCGGAAAGCGCAUAG
Messenger RNA from Eimeria acervulina, 1083 nucleotides. RefSeq lists its product as hypothetical. The transcript has 10 exons. NCBI's taxonomy places the organism in Eukaryota, Apicomplexa, Conoidasida, Eucoccidiorida, Eimeriidae. Bases 1 to 1083 code for a protein of 360 amino acids. The record is from RefSeq and is a predicted model, not a curated record.